GCAUGGACAUGGGACCUCGAGGCCUCCAGCUGCUGGCGGUGCUCCUCGCCCUGGGGCUGUGUGCCCCGGCGGGGGCCCAGAAACCUUCCGCCUGCCAGUGCUCGCGGAUCGAGGCCUCCCACAGGAAGAACUGUGGCUUCCCGGGCAUCAGCGCCUCCGAGUGCUUCAACACGGGCUGCUGCUUCGACUCCAGAGUCCCCAACGUCCCCUGGUGUUUCCAUCCCCUCCCGAAGCAAGAGUCGGAGCAGUGUGUCAUGGAAGUGGCGGCCCGCAAGAACUGUGGGUACCCGGGCAUCAGCCCCCAGGAGUGUGCGUCUCGCAACUGCUGCUUCUCCGACACCAUCCGCAACGUGCCCUGGUGCUUCUUCCCAAUCCUCAAUCAAGAUUGUCAUUAUUAAGAGGAGUCCCUUCAGAGAACCCACCAGCCUCCCUGGGUGUUUGGAAAU
Canis lupus familiaris (dog) is the source of this 446-nucleotide messenger RNA. RefSeq names its product trefoil factor 2 (gene TFF2). Lineage: Eukaryota; Metazoa; Chordata; Mammalia; Carnivora; Canidae. Gene Ontology annotation, biological process: maintenance of gastrointestinal epithelium. The record is from RefSeq and is marked provisional.